Messenger RNA from Triticum aestivum (bread wheat), 1000 nucleotides. RefSeq names its product RING-H2 finger protein ATL79. The coding region runs from base 297 to 821 and encodes 174 amino acids. Lineage: Eukaryota; Viridiplantae; Streptophyta; Magnoliopsida; Poales; Poaceae. The record is from RefSeq and is a predicted model, not a curated record. The transcript has a single exon.
CCGGUUGAGGACGGGGCCGGGAGGAUAGGGGGGCAUGGCACGUCACGCUCCCGAACCCAUCCAGCCUCUAUCCAUCCAUCCGUCUGGGUCUGGCCUAUCUCACCUGCACCACCACCACCACGGCAACCAACCAAUCAAUCAGUCAGUCCACCUCCACUCCACUCACCAGCACCAGCUAGUGAUCCGGGGCGAGCCUCGCUUUCCACGGAGCGCUGCCUGCCGCCGGAGCACGCGCCAGCCUAGCCAGCCAGAGAAAGAAAGAAACGGAGCGAGAGGGGAACGGAGGGAGGCCGGGCAUGGCGACGCCGGAGCGCGCGCGAGCGGGCCGCGGCAACGCGACGGCCACCGCCAUCGCGACCAACCGGUGGGGGCCCUACUCGGGCGCGGGCGACUUCGCGGGCAACAUGGCCAUCAUCCUCGCCUCCCUGCUCGCCGCGCUCGCCCUCGCCCUCGCGCUCCACGCCGGCGUCAGGUGCCUGCUCCGCCGCCGCCGCCUGCAGCGGGAGGGGCGGGGCGUCGACGGCGCGGCUGAAGGGGACCCGGAGAAGCCGGCCGUGGCCGAGCCGGCGCCGCCGCCCCCGCUGCCGCCGCUGCUGGUGUACUCGGCGUCCGGGACGCGGCUGGCGGGCGCGGCGGCGCACGAGUGCGCCAUCUGCCUGGCCGAGUUCGCGGACGGCGACGCCGUGCGCGCCAUGCCAUCCUGCGGGCACGGCUUCCACGCGCGCUGCAUCGAGCGCUGGCUGGCCGUCCCCGCCCCCGCCGCGGGGUCGCGCCGCCCCUCCUGCCCGACCUGCCGCGCGCCGGCCGCGCCGCCGCCCUGACGCCCGCCGCGCGCGACAAAUGUUCCCUGGCUGUGUUGGCAAGCGCCCUCUCUCGAGUUCUUCUCUUUUUUCCUUCUUCUUUCAAUUUGUUCCGUGUGUAGAUAUCCAUCGAGUCCGGGAUUUGGAUUUCGAAACUGGCUCCAUGUACGUCUGCGUUAAUUUAUUAUUAGCAGUAUAUA